Molecule: messenger RNA, 1990 nt
Organism: Molossus molossus (Pallas's mastiff bat)
Lineage: Eukaryota; Metazoa; Chordata; Mammalia; Chiroptera; Molossidae
Gene: MMP16
Product: matrix metallopeptidase 16
Exons: 11
Coding region: 1-1824 (607 amino acids)
Biological process (GO): extracellular matrix organization; proteolysis; skeletal system development
Cellular component (GO): extracellular matrix
Molecular function (GO): zinc ion binding; metalloendopeptidase activity
Source: RefSeq, a predicted model, not a curated record
AUGGUCCUACUCGCCCUCGGCUCUGGAAGACGGCUGGAUUUCGUGCAUCAUUCGGGGGCGGUUUUUUUGCAAACCUUGGUUUGGAUUUUAUGUGCUGCCGUCUGCGGAACGGAGCAGUAUUUCAAUGUGGAGGUGUGGCUGCAGAAGUACGGGUACCUGCCCCCGCCCGAGCCCCGGAUGGCAGUGCUGCGCUCGGCCGAGACCAUGCAGUCCGCCCUGGCGGCCAUGCAGCAGUUCUACGGCAUCAACAUGACGGGCAAGGUGGACAGGAACACCAUCGACUGGAUGAAGAGGCCGCGCUGUGGUGUGCCUGACCAGACGCGAGGCAGCUCCAAGUUCAAUGUCCGCCGCAAGCGAUACGCGUUAACGGGCCAGAAGUGGCAGCACAAACACGUCACCUACAGUAUAAAGAACGUAACUCCAAAAGUAGGGGACACCGAGACCCGCAAAGCGAUCCGCCGUGCCUUCGACGUGUGGCAGAACGUGACCCCUCUGACCUUCGAGGAGGUGCCCUACAGCGAGCUGGAAAACGGCAAGCGGGACGUGGACAUCACCAUCAUUUUCGCAUCCGGUUUCCACGGAGACAGCUCUCCCUUCGACGGGGAGGGGGGGUUUUUGGCCCACGCCUACUUCCCUGGACCAGGAAUCGGCGGAGACACUCACUUCGACUCCGACGAGCCGUGGACGCUGGGAAACCCGAAUCACGACGGGAACGACUUGUUUCUCGUGGCGGUUCACGAGCUGGGCCACGCGCUGGGCUUGGAGCACUCCAACGACCCCACCGCCAUCAUGGCCCCGUUCUACCAGUACAUGGAGACCGACAACUUCCAGCUGCCCGGCGACGACCUGCAGGGCAUCCAGAAGAUCUACGGUCCGCCAGACAGGACCCCUCCACCGACCCGACCUCUGCCCACGGUGCCCCCACACCGCUCCGUGCCCCCGGCGGACCCCCGCAGGAACGACAGGCCCAAGCCGCCCCGGCCGCCCACCGGCAGACCCUCCUACCCCGGCACCAAGCCCAGCAUCUGCGAGGGCAACUUCAACACACUGGCCGUCCUCCGCCGGGAGAUGUUUGUGUUCAAGGGCCAGUGGUUCUGGAGGGUGAGGAACAACCGGGUCAUGGACGGGUACCCGCUGCAGAUCGCCUACUUCUGGCGCGGCCUGCCCCCCGGGAUCGACGCCGUGUACGAGAACAACGACGGGAACUUCGUCUUCUUCAAAGGUAACAAAUACUGGGUGUUCAAGGACACGACGCUGCAGCCGGGCUACCCUCAUGACCUGGUCACUCUGGGAAGCGGAAUCCCCCCUCACGGCAUCGAUUCAGCCAUUUGGUGGGAGGACGUAGGGAAAACCUAUUUCUUCAAGGGAAACAGGUACUGGAGGUACAGUGAAGAGAUGAAAACCAUGGACCCCGGCUACCCCAAGCCCAUCACCAUCUGGAAAGGGAUCCCCGACUCUCCGCAGGGAGCCUUCGUGCACAAGGAGAACGGCUUCACGUAUUUCUACAAAGGGAAGGAGUAUUGGAAAUUCAACAACCAGAUCCUCAAGGUCGAACCCGGAUACCCCAGGUCCAUCCUGAAGGACUUUAUGGGCUGUGACGGACCCACGGACAGACACAAAGAGGGACACAGCCCGACAGACGACGUGGACAUCGUCAUCAAACUGGACAACACGGCCGGCACCGUGAGGGCCGUGGCCAUCGUGAUCCCCUGCGUCCUGGCGCUGUGCCUGCUGGUGCUGGUGUUCACCGUGCUACGCUUCAAGCGCAAAGGGACACCCCGCCACAUACUGUACUGCAAACGCUCCAUGCAGGAGUGGGUGUGACACGGGUUCCGGCCGCUGUCCAGCCAAGAAAAUGUGAAGAGGUGGAACAGGACAACCACAGUGGGACUCUCAGGAGGUGAAGACCCAGGACAGCUUGGUCUCCAACGAGAAGAGCACUCCGACCUCGGAGAGUCCGCUGCGCCUGCCCGUCGGGCGGCGGGAAGGA